Molecule: messenger RNA, 495 nt
Organism: Letharia columbiana
Lineage: Eukaryota; Fungi; Ascomycota; Lecanoromycetes; Lecanorales; Parmeliaceae
Exons: 2
Coding region: 1-495 (164 amino acids)
Source: RefSeq, a predicted model, not a curated record
AUGGGCUCCCCAGCUGUCGUCCUCCUGCGCAUAGCUCCCCUCAUCACCGCCACAGCAGGCCACAUAUGCACCCUCACCCAAACCAUCGCCUUUACCACCUUCAUGCACCUGUCCGUGCCGACCGCCCACGCCCCCUCCGUCCGCGCCUGGACCCGUCCCUACCUCUUCAACCUGGGCCCCAUCGUCCUGACCGCCCACCUGCUCGCCCUCGCCCUGCUGACCUGCAACACCCUGCCCAACCUCGCCGUAAACGCGGGCAUGGGCCCUCGCGUGCGUCAGCUGUACGGCAUAGCGCUGGGGCUCGAGGUGCUGAGUGUCUCGUUGGUGGGCCCCAAGUAUCGAGCGGCGAAGAUGUGCUGGGAGGGUACUGACGCCAAGGCUACGGUGAAGGGACUAGGGAUGAUUAAGAGGGUCAAUGGGUGGAGGCUUUUACUGGUGGAUUUGCCGAAUUGGAGCUGUGUUUUGGCGGCCGUAGUGUUGGAGCUGGGGAAGUGA